CCGCGCUCACAUCGGCACGUUGCGCAGCCACUCGUCAAGAGAAACAAGUUCAUCUUGCUGUGGUUCUGGGGGUCAUCCCCGUUGAUCCUCGGCGAUAUGGACCCUUCUCUUCGCAAUUCGGCAUAUGAAUUCAUGGCACGCGAUCUUCGAACCAAGCCAGCUUUGCCAAACCCGCAAUUAACCACAUAGCCAUCUAAGGACCCGAAAGUUAUAAAGGUAGUGCCUUGCAUGGACUUGUUUCCUAUCCAUCCACAACAAGACCGAUACCUCAAGCUCAUCCACAAUGAAGCUCUACCUCUCCCUUGCAGCAAUUUCGAUCCUCCCCUGCGCCGUGGCUAUGCCACUCAACGCAAGAAGCAAGAUCGAUGAAUUCAUCAACAAAUGGGACGCCGCAUUCACUAGCAAGCCCAAGUUGAACGAAUAUCAUACCAUGGCCGAUUGCAUGGCAGACAUGGACCGGAUAACACACACGAGACCGAUGAAAGAUGUCUGCUACAAUCUCAGGAAUGAGACUGGUGCCUUCUUCUACAACACUGGAACGUUCGUCCUAUCCGGUGUGCACGUUGGCAUUGCAUGCACUGGCGUUGCGAUGACUAUAGUGGGUCAUGAAUGUUUGCCAAGGGAUUCUUUCCAGUCUUUUGUUAUGACGGGAAUCUGCAACGAUGGUGUUUGCUCUUAGUAGUAAAUCCUGAACAGAGCCGAAUUGACGGUAUUCGGUAGUCUAAUCUUGAAAACUCUCCACCCUCUCGAACUUGACACAAC
Messenger RNA from Dothidotthia symphoricarpi CBS 119687, 762 nucleotides. RefSeq lists its product as uncharacterized. NCBI's taxonomy places the organism in Eukaryota, Fungi, Ascomycota, Dothideomycetes, Pleosporales, Dothidotthiaceae. The transcript has 3 exons. The record is from RefSeq and is a predicted model, not a curated record. Bases 284 to 679 code for a protein of 131 amino acids.